AUGAAGACAGAUUUCAAAUUUUCAAAUUUAUGUGGAACAGUAUACACCCAAGGAAAUUUAUUGUUUACUCCUGACGGAAAUUCAUUGCUGAGUCCGGUUGGAAACCGUGUUUCGGUGUUCGAUCUUGUGAACAACAAAUCCCUAACUUUUCCAUUCGAGACAAAAAAAAAUAUAAAACGACUUGCCUUAUCGCCAAAAGCUAAUUUGUUAAUAACGGUUGAUGAAGAGGGCAGAGUUCUUUUAAUUAAUUUUCAACGUCGCAUAGUAUUACAUCAUUUUAAUUUUAAAUCACCAGCUGAAGAUAUACAAUUUAGUACAGAUGGAAGAUAUUUCGCUGUUGCCAUUGGAAAGCACAUUCAAGUUUGGAAAUCUCCAGGCUUUAAUCGUGAAUUUGCUCCGUUUGUUUUACAUCGAAAAUAUACAGGUCAUUUUGAUGAUGUCACUUCUAUAACAUGGACAAGUGAUUCUCAAUUUUUUAUUUCCACUUCAAAAGACAUGACUGCAAGAAUUUAUUCUUUACAUCCCAUCGAAGGUUUCACGCCUAUCACUUUAUCUGGUCAUAGAGAUUACGUAAUUGGAGCGUAUUUUUCCGCUGACCAAGAAACAAUAUAUACCGUUAGUAAAGAUGGUGCUUUAUUUAUUUGGAAAUACAAAUCACAUGAUGAGAUAAAGAGAGUUGAGGAAGAGGAUGUGGAUGUGGAUGAAAUGGAUAUUGAUAAAAAAGAUGAUCCACAACUAACCAAAAAAUGGAUGAUAGUGACUCGUCAUUACUUUAAUCAAUCUGGAGCGAAAGUAGUUUGUUCUGCUUAUCACGCAGCGUCGAAACUAUUAGUAGUUGGUUUUACAUCUGGUAUUUUUGGAAUUUGGGAAAUGCCAGAUUUUAAUAAUAUUCAUACUUUGAGCAUUUCACAAAAAAAAAUUGAUUCUGUAACAAUUAAUGCGACCGGAGAAUGGUUGGCAUUUGGAUCUUCGAAAUUAGGACAACUUUUAGUUUGGGAAUGGCAAUCUGAAUCAUAUGUUCUUAAACAACAAGGACAUUACUAUGAUAUGAAUACUUUAUCAUAUUCAGCGGAUGGUCAGAAUAUUGCAACUGGAGGUGAUGAUGGGAAAGUAAAAGUGUGGAAUACAAUAUCCGGAUUUUGUUUUGUCACGUUCUCCGAACAUUCCUCGGGCGUGACAGUGGUGGAAUUCGCGAAAAAUGGUCAAGUGUUAUUUUCCGCAUCCUUAGAUGGAACUGUUCGAGCGUUUGACUUAAUUCGUUAUAGAAAUUUUAGAACCUUUACAUCACCUUCGCCUGUUCAAUUCACUGCGUUAACCGUUGAUCCUAGUGGAGAAAUUGUAUGUGCUGGUUCGAUGGAUACUUUUGAAAUUUUUGUAUGGUCUGUUCAGACCGGUAAACUUUUAGAUAUUUUGUCAGGUCACGAAGGACCAAUAAGUUCUUUAGCUUUUAGUCCAACUGGUAUAGAAUUAGCUUCAGGUUCAUGGGAUGGUACGACCCGUAUAUGGGAUGUCUUUAAUCGUGGGAAACAUGUCGAAGUUUAUCGUCAUAAUUCGGAUGUAUUGGCCAUAACUUACCGUCCUGAUGGAAAACAAUUGGCAACUUCCACAUUAGAUGGUCAAAUCAAUUUUUGGGAUUUAGAAAAUGGCAUUCAAACUGGUACAGUUGAAGGUCGUAAAGAUAUUUCAGGUGGUAGAAAGGUAAAUGAUAGAACUACUGCUGCAAAUUCCUCUUCAGGGAAAUCAUUUAAUAAUUUAUGCUAUACAGCUGAUGGAUCUUGUAUAUUGGCUGGGGGGAAUAGCAAAUAUGUUUGUCUUUAUGAUUUGAAAAGUCAAAUACUUUUAAGAAAAUUCCAGAUUUCUCAUAAUUUAUCUUUAGAUGGAAUUCAAGAAUUUUUAAAUAGUAAAAAUAUGACAGAAGCUGGACCAAUUGAUUUAAUAGAUGAAACAGGGGAAUUAAGUGAUCUAGAAGACAGGUUAGAUAAUAGUUUACCAGGAACACAAAAAGGAGACCUUUCAUUACGUAAAACAAGACCAGAAAUUCGAACAAAAUCUAUCAAAUUUUCACCAACAGGUAGAUCAUGGUCAGCGGCAUCAACGGAAGGUUUACUCAUCUAUUCAUUAGAUGAAAAUUUAAUAUUUGAUCCAUUUGAGUUGGAAAUUGAUAUCACACCUAUAACAGUAUUAGAAACUUUACGUUCAAAAGAAUAUCUUAAAGCUUUGAUAAUGUCAUUUAAACUUAACGAAUUAUAUUUAAUUCAUCAAGUAUAUGAAAAAAUUUUACCUGAAAAUAUUGAAUUAAUAGUUAAAGGUUUACCAGAAAAAUAUACGGACAAAUUAUUAAAAUUUAUUGCCAAUAACAUUGAAGAAUCUCCUCACAUUGAAUUUCAUUUAUUAUGGAUAAUGAAAUUAUUAACUAUACAUGGGAGAUAUUUAAGACAAUAUUCUAAUCAAUUUUCGAGUAUAUUGCGGUUAUUACAAAAAGCUAUUGGAAAAACCCAAGAAGAUUUGGCCAAAAUAUGCGAUGAAAAUACUUAUACGAUAGAAUAUCUAUUGUCUUUAAAAAAUAAUUGA
Funneliformis mosseae is the source of this 2571-nucleotide messenger RNA. Lineage: Eukaryota; Fungi; Glomeromycota; Glomeromycetes; Glomerales; Glomeraceae. The record is from the annotation of a GenBank genome assembly.